This is a messenger RNA of Racocetra persica, 146 nucleotides long. The record is from the annotation of a GenBank genome assembly. NCBI's taxonomy places the organism in Eukaryota, Fungi, Glomeromycota, Glomeromycetes, Diversisporales, Gigasporaceae.
CAUCAGUGGAUGCUGAAAUAAAUCACAUGAUGAAUCAGUUAAGUGUUAAUAUUAAGGCCUCAUGCCUAUACAUUGAAACUUUACAGGAAGAAAGCGUUAAUUGUGAUCAUGAAAAUGAUGAGGAAACAGAAGAAUCCGUGCUAAUU